This is a messenger RNA of Salpingoeca rosetta, 2395 nucleotides long. RefSeq lists its product as uncharacterized. The coding region runs from base 56 to 2119 and encodes 687 amino acids. The transcript is spliced from 16 exons. NCBI's taxonomy places the organism in Eukaryota, Choanoflagellata, Craspedida, Salpingoecidae. Gene Ontology annotation, molecular function: protein binding. Gene Ontology annotation, cellular component: cytosol; peroxisomal membrane. Gene Ontology annotation, biological process: protein import into peroxisome matrix, docking. The record is from RefSeq and is a predicted model, not a curated record.
CGAAAGGAGGACACAAGACAAGCAAGAAGCAAGCAACAAGCAAGCACACGGCAACAUGGAUGCAUGUGGUGGGAACGCAGCGCUCAAGGCUGCAGAGACACUGCGACGUGCACACCGGCCAAGCCAGGAGCACUCUGCGACUGCCCACGCCGCGUUUGCGCAGCAAGCGGCCCAGCUCGCGUUCCAGGAGGCGCAGCUCCAACAGCAACAUCAGCGCCUACAGCGCCAGCAACACCAUGCACAUCGACAGCGGCAAUACGCAUCACAGGCGCGACAACAGCACAGCAGCUCCGCGAAUAGCAGCAGCGCUCGCAGCGGUCAAACACGUGCACCGCAACGCCCUUGGUCAACAAGCACACAUCAGCCACAAGAUACAUCCAUAGCCACAGAUCAACGGUACUGGGGAACAGGAUCAGUCCGAACACAGCCCGAGCAUGCCCCAGCCUCUUUCAUGUCUCCGAUGCACCGCCAUCAUCACCUUUACCGCACUCGCGAUUUCAUGGCCCGACACAUGGGUCGAAGCGACCACCAUCAUGAUCACUCUUCCCCAUCUUCCUCAUCCACUCAGGUGCUGGACCAUCCCCACGCGUGGGCAGAAUCGAUGCUCGCACCAGACACGACAGAUGCGCAGGAAACCACGCGCACCGCUGAAAACGAUGAUGAGGCGCUGCGCUCGGCUGCCCGCGACAUUCACGCGCGGGCGUCUGUUGAUUCUGAUUUGCAGCAGUCGCAAUUCAUGGCGCUGAUGGAGCAGCUCGCUGCCGGUGACGUCUCCGUUGUCGAUGGAGAGCUCCAACGCAAUACCGCAGCGACGGCACCUAAACAACAAACACAACAACAACAACAGCAGCAAACACCACAACAACAGCACCAACAACCACAACAACAGCAGCAGCAGCAGGCGCGAUACCCGCACCAGGUUGACGUUGACGUGGAUGCGCAGGCCGUGGACGCAAUGAUGGAGGAGUUCCGGCGAGCUUUCCAGUCACCCGACCCAACAGCUACAGCAACACCCAACACAGGCGCCACCGCCACCACCACCGCCACCACCACCACCACCACCACCACUGCCACGACGUCUACCACUGCUGCGAGCUCAACAGCACCAGCAGCAGCAAGGGAUGCACCGGCAUAUGCGUUUCAGGCCACACUUCAGGCCGAGGACCACCAGAGAACAGCAGACGAUUUCGUGCAAAUGGGACAACACGAGCUCGCAGCAGGACGACUGGUCGCGGCCAUCCUCAACUUUGAGCGCGCAUGCCAGCUGGAUGCAUCGCAUGUGGAGGCCUGGCAGCUCCUCGGUACCAGCCGUGCCGAGAAUGAGCAAGACGAGAUGGCCAUUGCGGCGCUGCGCACAUGUCUGCAACUCGACCCAACACGCCGUCCAGCCCUCCUCGCAAUCGCCACAAGCUAUGCAAACGAGAUGCAACUUGAGGCUGCGUACGAUGCCCUCGAGAGCGUUGUGCGUGGCGACUCGCGGUUUACCGGCAUGACUGUCCAAGAACACCACGUCCCGCACGAUGACAGCACCACUCUUGGACGACAGAGACAAAGCUCUGUGAGCUCGCUUGGUUCUGAUUCGUCCGUGAGCGCAAUGCUGGAGCAGAGACACGACGCUGUUGUUGACCUCUAUCUCAGCGCAAUCGAGGCGUGCGGCGAUGUUGUGGAUGCAGACCUUCAGAUCGGCCUGGGCAUACUCCAGCACAUGAAGGGAAACUUUUCGCGUGCCAUCGACUGCUUCGAACUCGCCCUCUCUGUCAGGCCUGAUGACUUUCAGCUGUGGAACAAGUUGGGCGCGUGCCUGGCAAACGGAAACCGCAGCGCCGAGGCCGUGGAUGUGUACAGACGCGCACUCGAACUCAGGCCAGGGUUUAUCCGAGCCAUGUACAACAUGGGCGUGAGCUGCAUCAACUUGAAGGCGUAUGAGCAAGCAGCUGAAUAUUUCCUUACCGCGCUCGAUCAUCAGAGCUCCGAUGCCAACGGCAAUACGAGCACCACCAUGUCAGACACCAUCUGGCAAUCGCUACGCAUGACACUGAUGAUGAUGGAGAAAUACGAGCUCGCCCUCCUCACUGAACACCGCAGCGUCGCCAUGUUCAAGUCCUUCUUUAAGUUCUAGCCGCUUCGUGCCAUCGACUGUCCGUCCCACUACACCAUGCUUGGUUCGCCUUUCUGGUCGCCCUCCGCUAUGCGAGCUCGGCUUAGCCGCCUGCUACCUUUCAACCCCCGCCCUGGACGACGUGCACUGGUGUGCCAUGGAGCCUGCCUUGCAGCCGAUACGCGAGCACUGACUGGCGUCUACCGGUUGUUUUGGUGGAUGUUUGUAUUGAAUGAUAGUUUGGCUCGCAAUGGCUCGGUUCUCACUCCACCGCCAAGAUAAACAAACAACUCAGGA